Molecule: messenger RNA, 1113 nt
Organism: Chionomys nivalis (European snow vole)
Lineage: Eukaryota; Metazoa; Chordata; Mammalia; Rodentia; Cricetidae
Gene: B3gnt3
Product: UDP-GlcNAc:betaGal beta-1,3-N-acetylglucosaminyltransferase 3
Exons: 2
Coding region: 1-1113 (370 amino acids)
Cellular component (GO): membrane
Molecular function (GO): N-acetyllactosaminide beta-1,3-N-acetylglucosaminyltransferase activity
Source: RefSeq, a predicted model, not a curated record
AUGCGGAUGCCCUGGCCGCGCCCCGGCGUGAUCCUCGUCCUGGCCAUGGCUGCCAUCUCCCUGCUGCUCCUGUCUCACGUGUCGCCGCCCGGCUGCCCCGCCCUGGAGAGGCCCGCGGAGCCCCAGGAGGUCGCCACGUGGCCCCCGAACCCUCCGCGCGCGGCCUCCGCCCCGUGCCUGGCCAACCUGUCGGUGGCCGAGCACCCGGACUUCAGCGAGCUGCCCGCGCACGUGCGCGACUUCCUGCUGUACCGACACUGCCGCGACUUCCCGCUGCUGCGGGAGCCGCCGGCCGCCAAGUGCGCGAGGCCCGUGUUCCUGCUGCUCGCCAUCAAGUCGUCGCCGGCCAACUAUGGUCGCCGCCAGGUGCUGCGCCGCACGUGGGCGCAGGAGCGACAGGUGCACGGGGCGCCACUGCGCCGCCUCUUCCUCGUGGGCAGCGACCGCGACCCGCGAGAGGCGCGCAAGUUCAGCCGGCUGCUGGAGCUGGAGGCGCGGGAGUACGGCGACAUCGUGCAGUGGGACUUCCACGACUCCUUCUUCAACCUCACGCUUAAGCAGGUCCUCUUCCUGGAGUGGCAGCGGACUCGCUGCCCCGACGCCAGCUUCGUGCUCAACGGGGACGACGACGUCUUUGCGAACACGGACAACAUGGUCACCUACCUGCAGGGCCGCGACCCGGACCGCCACCUCUUCGUGGGCCACCUGAUCCAGAACGUGGGCCCUAUCCGCUUGCCCUGGAGCAAGUACUUCGUGCCCAAGCUGGUGACUCCGGACGAGAGCUACCCGCCCUACUGUGGCGGCGGCGGCUUCCUGCUAUCGCGCUUCACGGCAGUCGCGCUGUUUCGCGCAGCGCGCGACCUCCCGAUCUUCCCCAUCGACGACGUGUUCCUGGGCAUGUGUCUGCAGCAGCAGGGCCUGGAGCCCGCUUCGCACAACGGGGUGCGCACGGCGGGGGUGCGCGCCCCCAGUCCCCGCCUGUCCUCCUUCGACCCCUGCUUCUACCGGGGGCUGCUCCUCGUGCACCGCUUCCUGCCCUUCGAGACGCUGCUGAUGUGGGACGCGCUGAGCCAGCCCCAGCUCUCCUGCGGCAAGCAGAGCGCGGUCUCCUGA